Messenger RNA from Culex quinquefasciatus (southern house mosquito), 411 nucleotides. RefSeq lists its product as uncharacterized. The coding region runs from base 1 to 411 and encodes 136 amino acids. The transcript is spliced from 2 exons. Gene Ontology annotation, molecular function: odorant binding. The record is from RefSeq and is a predicted model, not a curated record. NCBI's taxonomy places the organism in Eukaryota, Metazoa, Arthropoda, Insecta, Diptera, Culicidae.
AUGUUCAACCUUAACGUGUUUACCGUGCUUGCCAUACUAGCAGUUACAAACAGCAAGGCCUCCUUCACGCCGGGCCAGCUGGCGAUUUUUCACGAAUCGGUUGGACCAUGCAGUGAAAGGUUGAACAUUCCCGACUACCUGCACUUGGAGGAACGCAUCGAGGACUUUGAUCCGACCCUGGUGGAUGACCAGUUCAAAAAGUUUCUGCUCUGCCUGCUCAGCGGAAUGAAACUGGUCGAUGAACACGGAGCUGUGCGACACGAUGAAGUCGUGACAUUUUCGAAAGAUGGACAAGACGUUUCAAGUCUUCACAAGGCGUUGGACGGAUGUACUGAGGAGAAGGACACCCCGGAGGAGAAAGUAUUUCAUUUUUAUCAUUGCUUUUUCAAGCAAAAGUUCUUCACAGUGUAA